GACCGUCCGGACCGGAUCACGUGCAACGUUCCGAAGAGCGAGACUGUUCCUCCGUCGCUUCGCUUUUGAACUCUGCACCGCACCGGCCGCCAUUAGCGCGUCGUCUUCCUCUCUUCGCGACGACGCUCGGUUUGAUGCCGAGCCGCUGAUAUUUUCUCCCCCCACUUCGCAAUCCUCCCCCCUUUUUGCCAUGAAUCCGCUGCGGCCUCCGAUUCCGCGGCAAUCGGAAAUCGCCCCGCGGUCGACCCUCCUUCCCUCGCCGCCGCUCCGGCGCUCGGGCUCGAGCUCCCAUGGCGAAAUGGUGCCCCUCUCCCUGCCCUCCCGCGCUCGGUUCCCGGCCGCGAGGGACGCCACUUCGAGGACCGGGGGUGCUUCGUCGGCGGCCUCCGCGGUGCGGCCGUCGUCGUCGCCUUCUCCGGCGAUCGCCUCCGACGUCGGCGCCGGCUCCGGCUCCGGAUUGUUCCGCGACUCCCCCGGCAAGUCUGAAGUGUGGGAGGAGAACAUAGAGAGGGUCAUAUAUGGAUGCCGGUUCAUGACGCUUCUCGGAGUAUCGGGCUCUUUGGUAGGAUCAUUUCUAUGCUUUAUCAAGGGAUGUACUUAUGUGACCCAGUCUUUUAUGGAUUACUUUGUGAAUCGCAGCAAAGUGAUCUUCUUGCUAGUUGAGGCUAUUGAUGUAUAUCUUUUAGGAACAGUGAUGCUUGUAUUUGGAAUGGGUCUGUACGAGCUCUUUGUCAGCACUCUCGACAUUGCAAAGUCAGUGUCAGGGGAAGGAAACCAACAGAAGUCAAAUCUUUUUGGUUUAUUCACUUUAAAGGAGCGACCGAAAUGGCUAGAAAUAAAAUCUGUCAACGAGCUGAAAACCAAGCUUGGCCAUGUCAUAGUGAUGCUUCUUUUGAUCGGCUUGUUUGACAAGAGCAAGAAGGCGGCUAUACAUACUCCGGUCGAUCUGCUUUGUUUCUCCGCAUCUGUCCUCCUGUCGUCUGGCUGCCUCUAUCUGCUUUCCAUGCUCAACGGUUCUAAAUGAGAGAGUUCUUGUGCAUGGUUCAGUGACGGCUAGCUAACGGAGUACUUCUACAAGAAAGAUGAUGUAAUUUUGUGGAAUAGGGAACAAUACUUGAUGUACAUGCUUGUAUCAUACUACCCGUUUAUUCGGGGUAUCGUACUGCUGAUAUGUAAUGCUAUUUGUCC
Syzygium oleosum is the source of this 1188-nucleotide messenger RNA. RefSeq lists its product as uncharacterized. The transcript has 5 exons. The record is from RefSeq and is a predicted model, not a curated record. NCBI's taxonomy places the organism in Eukaryota, Viridiplantae, Streptophyta, Magnoliopsida, Myrtales, Myrtaceae. The coding region runs from base 191 to 1024 and encodes 277 amino acids.